Molecule: messenger RNA, 2994 nt
Organism: Quercus robur (English oak)
Lineage: Eukaryota; Viridiplantae; Streptophyta; Magnoliopsida; Fagales; Fagaceae
Product: two-component response regulator-like PRR37
Exons: 11
Coding region: 289-2637 (782 amino acids)
Biological process (GO): phosphorelay signal transduction system; cytokinin-activated signaling pathway
Molecular function (GO): protein binding
Source: RefSeq, a predicted model, not a curated record
CCCCUUCUUUCUCUUUCUCUCUCUAAAACUUUUUUCUUAACCAGUCAAGCUUUUUUCUUUCUUCUCCGACAAAUAUUUUUCUUAAAGCCCUAAAGCGUUUCGAAACUUUCGUUUUUUUAUUUCGUUCGUUUCGAAAAUCAUGCGUUAACUGGCUUUUGAAGCCAGAUUGAGGUUGAUUUUCAAAGUCGAUAUGUAUGAGUUUCGUGGUUCAGCAUAUGAGGGUAUGCAUUCGUCAUCACUAGUCUACUUGAAUCUGUUUGAUUGGGGCCGUUCCUGUGAAUAGCGAUAAUGCUUGAUGGUAGAGGGUUGGUGGAACAAAAUAACCAUAUGUGUUUUGAGCAAAAGCAAGUGAGUACUGGAGUAGUGGGUGAAGGGCAAGGUUUGGGAUCAUCAGAGGAGGAUGAGUCAAGAAUUAAUGAGGUAACUGAAGAUGUAAGCAAUGGGCCUAGAGGGCCGAUUCAGGUCCACAAUGGGUUGCAGAUACUGCAACCUCAACCUCAACCUCAAGGGCCUGUGGUAUGUUGGGAGAGGUUUCUUCCUAUUAGAUCUUUGAAGGUUCUUCUGGUGGAAUAUGAUGAUUCUACUCGCCAGGUUGUCAGUGCUCUGCUACGGAAUUGCAGUUACGAAGUUACUGCUGUUGCUAAUGGUCUUCAAGCAUGGAAAAUCUUAGAAAAUCCAACUAAUCAUAUCGAUGUUAUCCUAACAGAGGUAGUCAUGCCUUUAUUAUCUGGAAUAGGUCUUUUAUGUAAGAUCAUGAGACACAAAUCUCUCAAGAAUAUUCCCGUGAUCAUGAUGUCAUCUCAUGAUUCCAUGGGGAUAGUCUUUAAGUGUCUAUCAAAGGGUGCAGUUGAUUUUUUAGUGAAACCUAUUCGGAAGAAUGAACUUAAAAACCUCUGGCAGCAUGUUUGGAGGAGAUGCCACAGUUCCAGUGGCAGUGGGAGUGAAAGUGGGACACAGACUAGAAAAUCUGCAAAAUCAAAAAGUAAUGAUGAGUCUGACAACAAUACUGGCAGCAGUGAUGAGCGUGAUAAUGGAAGUAAUGGUCAAAGUAUUCGGGAUGGGAGUGACAAUGGAAGUGGAACUCAGAGUUCAUGGACCAAAAGGGCAGCUGAUGUUGAAAGCCCCCAACCAAUAUCACCUCCAGAUCAAAUGGCUGAUGCUCCUGAUAGCACCUGUGCCCAGGUGAUUCAUACAAAGCCUGAAAAAUCUAGCAACAGGUGGGUGCAUAUUACUGAGCCAAAAGAGUACCCAGAGCAGGACCAGAAACUUGAUCUGAAAAUAGGUGUAUGUAAAAAUCCAGAUUUGCCCGGUGAAUGUCAACAUGAGAUGUUUUCUAUCCAUCUGACAAGCAGAAGGCAGAAUAACUUGCCUGAAGUAGAUAGGAAGCCAUUUGAUAGUAGUCAGCUGGAGCACAGCAGUGAGAAUGUAACCAGCAAACCAAGAAAUCAAUCUCCCGAUGUAGCUGGUGUAACUGUCAAUUUUACUAAACAACAGGCCGAAAGCAGAGACUUUACCACUCCAAAUAGCCUCUCUGAUAUCUCAAAAAUUGAAGCAAAUUGUGAUUCUAGAGAACUGCCGUCCCUUGAACUAACUCUGAAGAGGCUGAGAGAAGAUGUUGGAAAUGUUGCACAUGAUGAUCGCAAUGUUCUAAGACAUUCGGACCUGUCAGCAUUCUCAAAAUACAACACCGCCUCUUCUGCUAAUAGGGCUCACACUGGGAAUGUAGGAAGCUGUUCUCCACUUGAUAAUAGCUCAGUCACACUGAAUACAGAAACAAGGCACAAUUUUUCUUCUCAUUCGAGUGGCACUCUUCCAAAUCAGCAGUCUAAUGAGAGUAGCAACAACAAUGAUGUGGCCUCCACCAAUAAAUGUACUAUUCCAAAGACUGAAGUGUUAAACGAGAAGCCAGAAUCCAUAUCGGCAUUCAAAUCUUUUCAUUCUUCUGCAUUCCAACCUGUGGAGAAUGGUUUUGUUUGUUCAUCUCAGCAAGUAACACCUGGGAAGGCAGCAGAUUUGGGAGCAAACACGGUUAAAGCCCAAACGAGAGGUUCUCAACAGCAGGUCCAAGUUCAGCACCACCAUCACCACCACCAUCAUUAUCAUCAUCAUGUCCACAACAUGCAGCAGCAACAACUGCAACCAGACCAUGACGAUCACUCCCUGAAGAACAUGGCUGCAACUGCUCAGCAAUGUGGAUCAUCAAAUGUGUUAGGACUGGUUGAAAGUAAUACUGGAAACUAUAGUGUGAAUGGAAGUGCCUCUGGAAGUAAUUAUGGGAGCAAUGGACAGAAUGGAAGCAGCACUGCCUUGAAUCCUGGAGUAACGAAUGUGGAAAGUGACAAUGGGGCAGCUGGAAACAGUGGAGCUGGUGGCAUUAGCAGGAAAAACAGUGGAAGUGGAGCAGAUGAAGGGCGGGUUGCACAUAGAGAGGCUGCCUUAAACAAAUUUCGUCAGAAAAGGAAGGAGAGAUGCUUUGAAAAAAAGGUUCGAUACCAUAGCAGGAAAAAACUGGCAGAACAACGGCCUCGUAUACGGGGACAAUUUGUUCGACAGAUAUUGUCUGACACUAAAGUAGGAGAAGACUGUCAGAGCAAUGACCCGAUGUCUGGGGAUAAUUCUUGUGACAGUGCACAAUAACACGAGCUAGAGUGCAGAUUGCUAACCCUUGUUCCGGAGAAUGCUUCUACGUUUAUGUACAUGAGACUAGCGCUAGCUGUGAAAGUAGAGGAGGGGUGUUGGAUUUGCACUUGAGGAUUUGUGGGUAAUGGUGUACUAUAUUUGUGUGAAAAUAAACAUUUAAUUAUAAAACUUUAAGAACCUGCUUCAGACUUUAUGUUGUGGUUGUAAAAUUUGAUGUGUCCAGUGUCCACAAAGUGGUUACCCUUGAAUGGGUUAACCUCUCUAAGAAAUAUAGGUGUCAUGUGGUGUGCUGUCUUUCCAUUUUUGGUUUGUUUUUCAAAACUUCAGAGUAAUGGGUCACAAUAUUUUCACUAC